AUGCCCGCAGCCAGCGCCCAAGCAACCUCAGCCACUUUACCUGCUCCGACUGGCGCAGCCACAGGGUAUACAGCUGACAUGAACCUCCACCUAGGCAGCAAUGGUAACAGCACAGCCGCCAUAAGGAACGACAAAAACCUCCAAAGAUUCACCAAGAUCCUCUGCGGUGCUCCCAUAACCGUCGCCCAGAACACCACUACCAACAGCAGGCCCUUCUCCGUGGCGGGUGGAGGAGACAUCUUUGUCGACGUCGACACUGCACUCAGCAGAACCUGUGAUGUCCAGCACAAUGUCUGUGCCGACGCCGCCAACAUAGGACAGUGCUUACAACAGACAGACACCUUGGGAAUCUUCCUCCUCCUCACAUCCAUGGCAACCUCAGCCAGUGCCGUCAAGGCUCUCACCUGGGGCGCCAUCGGUGCCAAUCUCUACGUCUUUGGCAGAUGGCAUAUCGUGCCGUACAAGCAAGACCCAAAAGAGACAGCCUCCGCCAACAACAAGCAGCACCAGCAGGAGCCCACGUCAUCCUCGUCGCCAGCCUACCGCGAGGUCCAAGCACGAACAGAGCGCUACAUGCGUGACAACUACACCCUGAGCAAGCGCAACAUCGAUGAGGGCCGCUGGUACACCGUCCUCACCUCCGCCUUCAGCCAUCAGAACCUCCCCCACCUGGCCAUCAACAUGUUCAUGCUGCGCGAGGCCAGCAUGAUCGCGAGCCACGUCGGUGUCGGCCCAGGACGCCUGGCAGCUCUCGCCCUGGGGUCUGCGCUGGGCGGGUCAGCGGGGUCGCUGUACGACAGUACCAGGCGUGUGCAGAACGGUGAGCCCGAUGUCCCCGGGCUGGGCGCCUCAGGCAUGGUUCAGGGCAUGCUGGUGGCGACCAUGCUGGCCGCGCCGCGCCUGCCCAUGCAGGUUAUGUUCAUUCCCAUCGAAAUCUCAUACCGGAACGUAGUGGGUGGCUUCAUCGCAUGGGAUUUGUACAACCUGUACCAGGAGAGAGCGGCGGGUCAGAGGAAGGAGAGCUGGACGGGCUCGGGCUCGUAUAUUGGAUAUGCGGCGCACCUGGGCGGCGGGGCGUUUGGGGCGGUUUUCUAUUUGCUGGCCAUACGGCGGGGCAGGCGACUCCCGUCGAGGUUUCGAUGA
Molecule: messenger RNA, 1143 nt
Organism: Cryphonectria parasitica EP155
Lineage: Eukaryota; Fungi; Ascomycota; Sordariomycetes; Diaporthales; Cryphonectriaceae
Exons: 5
Coding region: 1-1143 (380 amino acids)
Cellular component (GO): membrane
Molecular function (GO): serine-type endopeptidase activity
Source: RefSeq, a predicted model, not a curated record